This is a messenger RNA of Aspergillus tubingensis, 429 nucleotides long. RefSeq lists its product as uncharacterized. Lineage: Eukaryota; Fungi; Ascomycota; Eurotiomycetes; Eurotiales; Aspergillaceae. The transcript has 2 exons. The coding region runs from base 1 to 429 and encodes 142 amino acids. The record is from RefSeq and is a predicted model, not a curated record.
AUGACCGGAAAGGGUAUGAUUGUCACUAGUCGACAAGCCACUAAUGCAGCAUCCCCUCUUCUCUCCUCUCUCUCGGCCGCUCCACUCGCUGCCCAGAGCUGCCCUAAAAUCUCACCCAGUCCACGCCGACGGCCACAGCCAAACAAUGUGGCUGCUACACCGAAGAACGUUGGUCCAGGGCCACAAGCGAAUCGCGAACUGCAUCAUGCGAUAUGCUCCGUUAGGAUCCAUCCGCUGGCUGACCCGCCCUCCACACCCAGCCUUGAUGAUCCCUGUCGGGGGGCCCAGCUGGUGCCUAAGGAGGAGGCUAUGGCAGUUAUCCGGCCUGGCGACCGUGUCUAUCUAUCCCUAACCCAGUGUUUUGCCCAUUCCGCAACUGCCCUCCCUUCUUCCCGCCUGGGACCCACGGGGCCAUUGCGACGAACAUGA